Messenger RNA from Xyrauchen texanus (razorback sucker), 2753 nucleotides. Its product is annotated as tumor necrosis factor ligand superfamily member 14-like. Bases 1219 to 1974 code for a protein of 251 amino acids. Gene Ontology annotation, cellular component: membrane. The record is from RefSeq and is a predicted model, not a curated record. Gene Ontology annotation, biological process: immune response. Gene Ontology annotation, molecular function: tumor necrosis factor receptor binding. Lineage: Eukaryota; Metazoa; Chordata; Actinopteri; Cypriniformes; Catostomidae. The transcript is spliced from 8 exons.
CUCAGCUCUGCUUUGAUCUUCAGGGUCAGAGUGUAUGAGGUUGCAGUCAGGAGAGGCUGGAGGUCACAUUAUCGCAGGUUAUGACUGAACGAUGGUCUUUGCUCAUUAUACGGAUGACAUACACUGAAGUGAAAGAGGACAUUCAUUCACUCAUUUUACAGUUCAGUUUUUCACUCGCUCAGUGACAUCUAUGGAGAAACCAGACGUCACAUCCAGCACAUUUUGAGGAAGGCUACAGACUGCUGUUUUUUUGUUUUGUUUUUGUCUUGAAUGCUGAAGAGGGUGUCAGGUGUCGUUUAGGGUGGAUUGCUUGACAAUUGAUCAGUUCUACAUAGAAGGAGCUGCAGGUUGAUCUGCGAAGAGAGACUGACAGGUAGAGCUGCAGAGAGACUGACAGGUAGAGCUGCAGAGAGACUGACAGGUAGAGCUGCAGAGAGAUCGACAGGUAGAACUGCAGAGAGACUGACAGGUAGAUCUGCAGAGAGAUCGACAGGUAGAGCUGCAGAGAGAUCGACAGGUAGAGCUGCAGAGAGACUGACGGGUAGAUCUGCAGAGAGAUCGACAGGUAGAGCUGGAGAGAGACUGACAGUUAGAGCUGCAGAGAGACUGACAGGUAGAUCUGCAGAGAGAUCGACAGGUAGAGCUGGAGAGAGACUGACAGUUAGAACUGCAGAGAGACUGACAGGUAAAUCUGCAGAGAGAUCGACAGGUAGAGCUGGAGAGAGACUGACAGGUAGAUCUGCAGAGAGACUGACAGGUAGAUCUGCAGAGAGAUCGACAGGUAGAGCUGCAGAGAGACUGACAGGUAGAUCUGCAGAGAGAUCGACAGGUAGAGCUGCAGAGAGACUGACAGUUAGAACUGCAGAGAGACUGACAGGUAGAUCUGCAGAGAGAUCGACAGGUAGAGCUGCAGAGAGAUCGACAGGUAGAGCUGCAGAGAGACUGACAGGUAGAGCUGCAGAGAGACUGACAGGUAGAGCUGCAGAGAGACUGACAGGUAGAGCUUCGAAGAGAGCAACAAGAGAGCGUCAGGUAGAGCUGUAGAUAGAUCUGUAAAGAGAGUGACAGGUAGAGCUUUGAAGAGAGUGACAGGUAGAGUGACAAGUAGAGUUGUAGAUAGAGCUGUAAAGAGAGCGACAGGUGAGAGCAACAGGUAGAGUGACAGGUAGAGCUGCAGAGAGAGCUGAAGGUGUACCGUCCACUGAUCAGGUGCUUGUGAUGUUCAGCAUGUCUGACAGAGGUGACAGUGCAGAUAGAGGUGUAAUGGAACGCUGUCCUCAGGUGUUUGUGGUGGACAGUCAGGCACAGGGACCUCACACACCAUGUCAGGUGCCCGUCAAACUGGCCACCAAGCGACUGUCUCUGAUCUACCUGCUGCUGGCUGUGGCUCUGCUGAGCAUCUUCAUAGAGGCCUUAUUCAUCUGUCAUCUUUACAACAGACCUGUGGUGUUGACAGAUAUCCAAAAUCUGGGAUUUAGUAAAGGAGAGAAGAAUUCAUAUCCCAGCAGUUCUCAUGAUUUGAAUGAAAUGUUACCUGGAAAGAUCCCUAAAGAGGAGAAGCCUGCCGCAUUUCUGCAAGGCUCUUCCCCUCCAUUGGGAGACAAUGGCGUGCUUCACUGGGAAUCUGACAGCUUUCCUGGGUUUAUUAGAGGCCUGGAUUAUAAAAACAACAGUCUUUAUUUUCACCAGGAGGGAUACUAUUACAUCUUUUCCAAAAUCGUCCACCUGCAGAAAUGUAAUUACUUCAAACAUGAGAUCAUGCUCUGUUCGGAGAGAUACAACAACCAGUCCAUACCGCUCAUUAAAAACUCAAGGUAUCUCUGCAUCCCUGAGAAAUAUCAAACGAAAGAAAACAGUUUCUUGGGUGGGAUCUUCCACCUGAAUAAAGGAGACAGUGUGUAUGUUCAGGUGAAUAACAGCACACAGGUGCACAUCAGCAACACCGAUAACUACUUUGGUGCCUUCAUUAUCUAACUACUGACAAACAAAUACACACACCCACACACACACACACACACACUCACACACACACACACACACACACACACACACACACACACACACACACACACACACACACACUUUUCUUUCGCUCUCAUUUGUUUGUGUAUUACUAAAAUGUGUAUGGUGUUGUAGACCACACUGUUCAUACAGGUCUCUGGCUUUGGAGUAUUUUAUAACUGAUAAAUGAAAAUAUUUAUGAUGAAGGCAGAUUUGAACAGUUCUCAGGACAGGCCAACGCACAAUGUUCUGCUUGAUAUUCAUAAAUGUCAGAUCAGGGCAAGAUGUCACAUGUAUUUUACAGUAAAUGUUAUUAAUGCAAUCAGUUUAAUAAUUUCAGUAUUUGUUUUUUUUUUCUAAAUAAAACAAUGGUUUGAUGUUUUUGUUCAUUAAAUUUUUUUUAGAACUGUUUUGCUUUUUAAACUUUGCAUGAAUCUUGAUAUGAGCUAGGCUAGCUAUUAUCUUUGCUGACUGUGAUCUUAAUCUGACUCAAGUUUACUGUGAUAAUCAGUCAUAUAUUUAGUCAGUGACUGAUUCCUGACUUGGACUCAUUAUGACUUUAUAAAUAAUCUCAAUGUCAGUGUCCACAUCUUAACUACUGAAAUGUGCUUUUAAUGACACGUGAAUAUAAUAAAAUUGCUGAAAUGUAAUCACUUGAGCUAUCGUGCUUGCACAAUGUGGUUUGUCUUCCUCGUUUUCUCUAUUAACCUCGAAAAGCCGUGCUGCAGAUAGCAAGACAGUGAUGGAGAGAU